This is a messenger RNA of Balaenoptera ricei (Rice's whale), 1682 nucleotides long. It is a transcript of the gene C4H3orf38, whose product is annotated as chromosome 4 C3orf38 homolog. NCBI's taxonomy places the organism in Eukaryota, Metazoa, Chordata, Mammalia, Artiodactyla, Balaenopteridae. The transcript is spliced from 3 exons. The record is from RefSeq and is a predicted model, not a curated record. The annotation marks the transcript as partial.
AUACGGAGUUGCCCUAAAGUGAGAUCCGUGGGACUCCACUCAGUCCCCGAGAGCCCGGAACCACGGGUCGGAGCACCGCGUUCCCUUAGUGCCCUCAUUAACGAUCACUUCCGCCCACGGCUCUGGAAUACCCGAGGCCCUUUGGCUGCGAACAACGGGAAGGGCAUUUCCGGUACCUGUUGCCACGGCGCCGGUCCAGUGGGCCUAAGGGGGCGAAGUCAUUGGCGUCCUCUCCCCCCCUCUCUGGGGGUAGAGAUGUCGGGGCUCAGCUACCCAGAGAUGGAGGGCUGUCGUAACCUGCUCGGUCUAUUGGACAACGACGAGAUCAUGGCCCUAUGCGACACCAUCACCAACCGCCUGGUGCAGCCUGAGGACCGCCAAGAUGCUAUUCGUGCAAUAUUAGUGUACAGUCAAAGUGUAGAAGAACUUCUGAGGCGGAAAAAAGUCCACCGAGAAAUCAUAUUUAAGUACUUGGCAACACAGGGGGUUAUUAUACCUCCAGCUACUGAAAAACACAGUCUUAUUCAGCAUGCAAAGGAUUACUGGAAAAAGCAGUCACAACUGAAAUCGAAGGAAACGCCAGAGCCAGUUAAGACAGAGAACAUUAGACUCUUUGAACAGGAGAAAGAAGAUAAAAAAGCUGAAAAGGUUGAUUUUCGUCGAUUAGGUGAAGAAUUCUGUCACUGGUUCUUUGAACUUCUUAAUUCUCAGAAUCCUCUUCUGGGACCACCUCAAGAUGAAUGGGGGCCACAGCACUUCUGGCAUGAUGUCAAGCUUAGGUUUUAUUACAACACAACUGAACAAAAUGUGAUAGACUACCAUGGAGCAGAAAUUGUGAGCCUUCGUCUGCUGUCACUAGUGAAAGAAGAAUAUCUUUUUCUCAGUCCCAACCUAGAUUCCCAUGGACUGAAAUGUGCUUCUUCUCCCCAUGGUCUAGUUAUGGUUGGAGUUGCUGGGACUGUCCACCGAGGGAACACUUGUUUGGGCAUUUUUGAACAAAUUUUUGGACUCAUCCGCUGCCCUUUUGUGGAGAAUACUUGGAAAAUCAAACUUAUCAACCUGAGAAUUAUUGGAGAGAGUUCCCUUGCUCCUGGAACAUUAAUGAAACCAGCUAUUACAUUUGAACCAAGUGAUCUAGAAGCCUUUUAUAAUGUAAACACUUUGUGUGGUCCAGUGAAGGAUGACUCAAUGUAAGGCAGGCAUUGGAUAGUGAGACUGGAGACCAAACUUUAUCUAGUGGAAAUGAGGCACUUUGAACAAAAGAGAACUAAUUUUACCUAACCCUUGAAGCAUUGAGUACUAUAUGUCAGUCUAAAAAAUGUUCUAUACAGAAAUUCUUCCAAAUACUACAUCAGUAAUGUCUAAGUGAUUUCAGAUUCAGGGAUUGACGUAUUUUAGUUGAAAUGUCUUUCUUGACUACAGGCUAACAUAUUAUGUGAACACUUGCCUCUUUCUACUUGAGUUGCAGCAAAUGUUCUGAAGGCUUCAUGCAAUUCAUCAAAUAAAUCCCACUUUAGAUGUUGUAACUAACUGUGUGCCUUAGAAACCAGUUAAUAUUUUCAUUUUACUUGGUGGAUAUUCUGCUAAUAUCUGUACUUGUCAUGCGGGAAAAAAUUAAUAGUGUUCAAGGCUUCCCCUUUUAAUUCUCAUUUACUUUUGUCUGAAUCUGGGUAAUUUUACAA